AUGGGCAAGCCCUUUGGCAGUGUUUGGAAAGCUGUUCUAGUCUGUUCAACAGACUUUGUACACCUGAGACAGUCAUGUAGACGGAGGAGUGGGCUCAGAUUUUGGCAUUAUGUUGAACCUGACAAUAAACAUUUACACUUAGACCCAACAAUAGACAUUUACAGUUAUAAGGAGGAGACGGCUUCAAUUGAUGUUGCACUGGGGUGGCUUGGAUUGGUAGAUGAAUUAGUGCUUUGCCUUUUGGUAUUGGGUUGCUCCCAUACUGAGAUAAAUCAGGUAUUAUGUGGAAGCAUUGAGAGGAUCUAUCGCAAGCUGCAACUGGUUAUUCCCCUGAUGAGCAAGGCAAUGGGUUCUGUCAAAAUGUUAAGAUUUCCAGGAAAUGUAUUUGAUUUUACCAUCAAUCAACUAGAUAAUAGGGAAACUGUUCCUGUCAUAUUCAGAAGAAAUGUUGAUAAAUUUCAUGUUAAUGGUGCUGCUUUGUGGCUCAAGUUCAAAUCCUGGAAACAGCAUGUCUUUCGAAGGGAAGACUAUAAUCUUCACUAUUUGCUAGCAAAUGACGUAUCUGUUCAGCCAGAUGCAGCUCAAACCAAGAGAAGGCAUGUGGACCCUCAAUCAGACAUAGAAGAUUAUGACAAAUUGCUUUUGAUGUCCAAGAAACUAUUCAUCAACCAUUACUUAAAGUUAGAGUAUGUCAACGACUUGGUUUUGAAGUCACAUGAAAAUGAUAUGACAGUGAAGUUUGGCUUUGAUGGUUGGAUAUGA
Molecule: messenger RNA, 762 nt
Organism: Sphenostylis stenocarpa
Lineage: Eukaryota; Viridiplantae; Streptophyta; Magnoliopsida; Fabales; Fabaceae
Source: the annotation of a GenBank genome assembly